Molecule: messenger RNA, 2523 nt
Organism: Penicillium atrosanguineum
Lineage: Eukaryota; Fungi; Ascomycota; Eurotiomycetes; Eurotiales; Aspergillaceae
Product: glycoside hydrolase family 92 protein
Exons: 5
Biological process (GO): carbohydrate metabolic process; glycoprotein catabolic process; protein quality control for misfolded or incompletely synthesized proteins
Cellular component (GO): cytosol; nucleus
Molecular function (GO): carbohydrate binding; peptide-N4-(N-acetyl-beta-glucosaminyl)asparagine amidase activity
Source: RefSeq, a predicted model, not a curated record
AUGCCGCGCUAUUUGCUUCUGUCGCUCGUUAUCGCCAGUGGUCGCGUGCUGGCUAAUGCCGCUCUCCCUGCGGUACCGGACGACUACGACGUGCUGCAGUAUAUAGACCCGCUGAUCGGCAGCGCCAAUGGAGGCAAUGUCUUCUCGGGUGCGUCUCUGCCUUAUGGCAUGGCCAAGGCCGUCGCCGAUACCGACUCGGAGAACAACCAGGGUGGUUUCGCCUAUGAUGGUAGCAGUGUCACCGGAUUCUCGAGCAUGCACGAUUCUGGUACCGGUGGAAGUCCUUCGCUCGGCAAUUUUCCUCUCUUUCCAUACGCGCAGUGUGCGGAUGAUGAUGUGAAUGGUUGUGUUUAUCCGAAGAAGGCACGGAAAACAAAAUAUAAACAUGACUCUGUUAAGUCCAGUCCCGGCUACUUUGCCCUGACGCUGGAAUCUGGUGUGAAAGUUGAUAUGACUGCUGCCCAGCACACUUCACUUUUCCGCUUCCAAUUCCCCGCUGAUAGCAGUCCACUAAUUCUGCUGGAUCUCUCGGAUCUAUCCGAUUCGCGCCAAGACAAUGCGACGAUCUCGAUCGACGAGUCCAACGGCCGGAUGAUGGGCAGUGCCAAGUUUUUGCCCAGUUUUGGAAGUGGAGAAUAUGGCCUCCACUUUUGUGCCGACUUUCAUAGUUCUGCUUCGCUGCGUGACAGUGGUAUAUUUGUUGAUGCCCGGGCUAGUGCUGAUGUUCAUGACUUGAAAAUCUCGCGCAGCAUCAAUGGUUAUCCCUUGCCGGGCGGUGGUUUUGUCCGCUUCAAAGCCCCUGCAGAUGGUAUUGUCCAGGCUCGUGUCGGCUUGAGCUUCAUCAGCCCGGAGCAGGCCUGCUCCAAUGCCGAAUCAGAGCUUGCCGACUUUGAUUUUGACUCCACCCACAAGACUGCAGUUGCGCAAUGGACCGAGAAAAUGCGUCCGAUUCGCGUCUCGCGUAAUGGUGUCCAGGACUCUGUCCUUACAAACUUCUACAGCGGCAUCUACCGGACAAUGGUGAACCCUCAGAACUAUACCGGCGAGAACCCACUGUGGACAAGCUCAGAGCCGUACUUUGAUUCUUUCUAUUGUCUCUGGGACUCCUUCCGCUCCCAAAUUCCCUUCCUGACCAUCUUCGAUCCGAGCUCGGUGGCGCAAAUGAUACGCUCUCUGAUCGACACUCAGCGUCACCUUGGCUGGCUGCCUGACUGUCGCAUGUCUCUUUGCAAAGGUUUCACGCAGGGUGGAUCGAACGCUGACAAUGUCCUGGCUGAUGCCUACGUCAAAGGCAUCAAAGAUGGCAUUGAUUGGGAGGCGGGCUAUGCAGCUGUCCAGAAAGAUGCGGAUGAGGAGCCCUUUGACUGGUCCAAUGAGGGUCGUGGGGGCAUGGAAAGCUGGAAAGAACUCAACUAUAUCCCUGUUGAGGAUUUCGACCAUAUCGGUUUUGGAACAAUGACUCGCAGUAUCUCUCGCACUCUCGAGUACUCAUACAAUGACUUCGCCAUUGCCCAGAUGGCCAAUGGCAUGAAUAAGACCGUCGAUGCCGCGCGAUAUGAAAAGGAGUCGCGGUACUGGAGGAACCUGUUCCGAAAGGAACAGGCAUCAUAUAUGAAUGGAACAGACACAGGGUUCACUGGAUUUUUCCAGCCAAAGUAUCUCAACGGUACUUGGGGAUAUCAAGAUCCUCUCAAAUGCUCGAACAUUGACAACAGUGGAAGUAUCUGCUCCCUCCAGAACACCGCGGGGGAGACCUUUGAGUCCAGUAUCUGGGAAUACCAAUUCUUCGUACCUCACGAUAUGGCCGCUCUCAUCCCCCUUCUCGGAGGACCUUCCAGCUUCGUCCGACGGCUAGAUUAUCUCCACGACCAGAAGAUCACCUACAUCGGAAACGAGCCGGCUUUCCUGACAGUAUUCCAAUAUCACUACGCUGGCCGUCCAGCCAAAUCCACCGCUCGAGUUCGCACCUACAUCCCGGAAUACUUCUCUCCCACCCCGACAGGUCUACCCGGCAACGACGACUCCGGAGCCAUGGGCUCAUUUGUCGCCAUGUCAAUGAUGGGUCUCUUCCCGAACCCAGGUCAAAGCGUCUACCUCCUCACCGUGCCCUUCUUUGAAUCUGUCAGCAUCGUCUCGCCUAUCACCGGCAAGACGGCCACCUUACGCGUGACCAACUGGGACAAGUUCAACUCCCUCAACAACACCGGCGGCACUGGCUUCAUCCAGUCCGCAACCUUGAACGGUCAGCCUUAUACUAAGAACUGGGUGUCCCACGAUUUCUUCACCGAGGGUCAAGAUCUGGUUCUUGUCCUUGGCAAGAAUGAAAGUACCUGGGGUACUCAGCCGGAAGAUCUUCCUCCUUCCCUGUCUGAUUCAUCUGAUAUCCUGGCUCGUGGCAUGGAUGGUGGUUUAGAAAACUUCGAGCAACCUGAUCUUCUGGGCAUGGGUGCUCGGCACCGUGUUCGACAUGUCAGAAGCGCGAAUCACCAUGCCCGCUCUGCGAAGCAGUCGAAUUGGCAGAAG